AUGACAUGUUACCGUAUAACCUCCAAUGUCAGCUGGCAGACGAUUGAAUCCAGUUGGUACUUCCUGUCUACUGAGACUAAAACCUGGAAUGAGAGCAGAGAGGACUGUCUGAAGAGAGGAGCAGACCUGGUGAUCAUAAACAGUGAUACAUUUCUCGUCAACCUCAAGAAGAGAGUCUGGAUUGGUCUGACUGACUCUGUUACUGAGGGGACCUGGAAAUGGGUGGACGGCACCUCACUGACCACAAGGUACUGGUAUGACCCACAGCCUGAUAAUGGUGGUGGCAAACCAGAAAAUGGUGAGGAGGACUGUGUUGAGAUACGUAAUGAUCAGGGUCCUCUGGAGGCAUGGAAUGACUUGUCGUGUGACAGCAAACUCAACUGGAUUUGUGAGAAAGUGGUUUAA
Salvelinus namaycush (lake trout) is the source of this 405-nucleotide messenger RNA. RefSeq names its product CD209 antigen-like protein D. The record is from RefSeq and is a predicted model, not a curated record. Lineage: Eukaryota; Metazoa; Chordata; Actinopteri; Salmoniformes; Salmonidae. The transcript is spliced from 4 exons. The coding region runs from base 1 to 405 and encodes 134 amino acids.